GCCCCUGCCCGCUCCCAGCUCGGGGAAGGGUUCCCUGCGCCGACUCCUUAGGAAGGCCCAGGGGGACCCGUCCCAAUGCCCUGCGGCCCCUCCGGUAACAGGGGCCGGGCCGGGGCGGAGCCGUGCAGCCCCGAGGCUGGGCUGGGAUUCGCGGUUUGGGUCCAUUCAGGUCCCCCAGCCUCAGGAGAUGAGUUGCUAUUUCAAGCAGAAUGUCCGUGCAGUUCGCGCACUUGCCCUGUCCCAGGUCCGCUGGACGGUUCAGGACUGCCCGGACACCCGGCUGAGUGCAGCUGUGCCGAAUUUGUUCCUAGGGGCACCACAGCUCCGUCCUGGCCCAGCUUGUCUCGGCGGUGCAGCCUCAGCUCCCGGCCUAUCAUGAGCAUAUCUGCAGCUUCGAGGGUGUAGCUGGUGCCGUUUGGGUUUCCCUUCAUUUGAUGGCAGCACAAGCACCAAACAAGGCUGAGAGAGAGGAAAGUCAGUCCUUAUUCAAAGUGACUUUCCCGGCCCCUAGACUCCCGAGUUAAGUCCCCAAGGUUGUCACCCUGGUUUUAUCAUGGUCAGCGCUCACCAAGAGUGUCCAGUCCCUAAUGCAGGCAUGACCACAAUAGCCCUAAAUAGGAGGUUUGCUUUGGACCAUUAGUGCCUUCAUUCCCCAAGAGCAGCUUCUUAUUUCCCUCCUUGUUUUCCCCAGAUGCCACCCAAGUGUUUUCAACUGUUCACCAGGAUCCCAUGGCUGUGUGGCUCAAGUGUUCUGCCUCCCUGAGCCCACAGAAGCCAACAAAACCCAGUGACAAAACCAGGCAGCUCCAGAAAGGGAGCAAGGGGACAAUUACGCUUUCAUCACCAGUUGUUUGGGGUUUGAGAUUAUGCCAACUCCCCACACAUCCCAGAAAAACUGGUCCAAGUGGUUGGAAAAAGGCAAAGGCCCUCAAGGGCUGAUGACCAGCUCAGGGCAAAUCAGAAUAGGGCUAAAGCUUGGGGAAGGCAAAGAAAAAAAGGUUCAAGGGGCUGGUGUGGCUUUUAGCUGCCUGACCAGCUGCAAAACCACCUGGUGACAGUUCAGCCACAGGUGUCAGAGCAGUCAUGGAUAAGAAACCUCUGGAGAGAAAGAGGACUGGGGGCUUUUGGGGCAGAAGAAUUUGUCCCGAUUUCUAACAAAAUUAGGGUACAGACUGCUGGUGGCUGCCGCUGCCAGCAACACCAGGCAUAGACUGUGCUACAAAGGGAAUCACGGCAAGAGAGGAAGGCCAAAUUCCCCGUGGGAUAAAACACUGGGUGGCAAGGACCCAAACACAGACUGUGUCUCCCUGACAUCAGAGAGACCCACCAGCCACUGGGAACAUGGCCUCUUGGGGCAGUAACCUAGGCUUUCCAGAGCACAGUAUCAAGGAGAAGCAUUGCAGUCAUGGGGAACUGUUUCAGGGGAGCUGUAAGGCAAGUGCCUCAGUAAGACAACCUUGGGAUGCUGCUGGGGUCAGAGGAAGUGUCCUGGGGAACAGCGUCAUGGAUUUGCACAUGCCAGACAAUGUAACAGGGUCUGACCCUGCCAAGAAUGCUGAGUUCAAGUGAAUAUUUCCAAUGAGUCUUUUGUUAGUUCUUUGGUUACAGCUCAAGCUGGUGCUUCCAGAGAGGAACCCCUACCCCAAUUCACACCUCUCAGUUAUACCCCUGACACUCAUCACUCAAUCCAACUCAAUCACUAAAUUCUGGUUGGCAGUAUCUUGAUUUCUUUCUGGGUUUCACAGGAUCUGGGCUGGCUGCCUUCUGAUGUUACUUGAUUCUCCUGGGAUUGUCUCCUUGGUCCUUAUCAUCUCCAUUCUGCUCAUAUCUUCUGAAUUCCGAGAGUGCUUUGUUAGCCGCAUCGUUUUAUCAAAAGUUUAUGUUUGGUCAACUCUUAUGGCCUAAGGCUUUGGCUGCUUCAGGUGCUAAUGAUGAGCCAGCAGUGCUAAACGAGACUGUUCAGACAGGAGAAUACAGUUCAUCAAUUUCUGUUGUAGCUGCCCAGGACCCCCGUGCCUCCGCCCGGUCCCACGGUUCUGCAUGCUCCCUGUAUUCCCGCACGUUCCUAUAUUCCCACACCCUCCUGUAUUCCCGCACUCUCUGCAUUCCCGCACCCUCCUGUGUUCCUGGCCGCGCUCCCUCUGUGUCGCCGCAGGCGAGUGGGGCCGGGGGGGCAGAGCCAGCCCGUGUUUGAGGCCGUGCCCGGCACCGGCGGCAGCCAUGGACACAACGUGACCAAAGGUCACCUGCACCGCCCCGGCAGCGCCGUGGCUCCGCCGCCAUGGCCUCCCGCCGUGCGGAAUCGGUUCCUCCUUCGCCCAACGCCGGGAGGGGAAGCGCGGAGUGAGAGCUGGGGAGAGUGAGCUGCGCCCUGCUGGGGACAGCCCUGCGAGAGGCACCGCCAUGGCCCGGCAGGAGCGGGAGAAGAGCGUGGCAGAGCAGAAGGUAGCUGGCAUCUCCCGGAGGUUCUCCUUCCUGGAUGCCGCCCAGCCCCGAGCAGGCAGUCUGGCCCGUAGUUCCCAUCUCUGGUCAGCCACCCUGGAGAGCAGGGAGCGUUUCCGUACACUGCAGAAGAUGGACACCAACAAAAGCAUCAACUGGAGCAGGCACAGCCUGGGGAGCUGGGGUAGGACUUCAGGCAGGUCCUCCACUAGCCCCAGCAGUACCCGGAGGAAGGAGCUGAAGGAAAUCCUCCUGCAGAGCAACAGCCCUGGCAGCACCAUGUGGUUUGCCACUGCUCAGAAGACCUCCAACACCAGCAGUCUUCCUGCAGGACUGCACCAAGAGCAGAAGCCUGAGCAGAGCCCUGAUCUGCUGCCCCUUGUCCUUGAUCCCCUGGAGCACGCAUGGCUGCUGACGGUGGCUGAGGGUGAUGCGGACAGCAUCAUCAAACUGCUGGACCUGGAUCCCAGCCUGCUGACCAGGAGAGACUUUGUGACAGGUUUCACCGCCCUCCACUGGCUUGCCAAGCAUGGUCUCCACGAGAGCUUCAUCCAGGUCAUCUCUCAUGCCCAGAAGAAAGGCUACCCUGUCAACAUGAACAUCCCCACAGCCAGCGGCGGGCUCACCCCCUUGCACCUGGCUGCCUUGCAGGGACACGAGGUGCUCAUCAAGGUGCUGGUGGGAGCUUACGGGGCAGACACCACCUGCAGGGACCACAACGGGCGCAAGGCUUGGCAGUACCUGCCAGCAGACACCUCCAGGGACCUGAAGGAGCUGGCAGGGGCCUUGGAGGAGGACUUGGUCCAGCUGCACUCUCACAACACCAACAACAACUGUAAGUCAUCCAAAGAGGCUGGGGCAGGGCAGGACUCUGUGGACUCUGGGGCCGAGGGAAAAGCCCAGCACUCCUGGAGCCUGUCGACUCUCCGAGGCUUUGUUAGACAGGCAUUUGCUUUCUUUCACGAGCGCUGAAGCUCUCCUGGCCCCAUUCACCUGUAAACCCAUGUUGGAUAGCAGCCAGAAAAGCCUGCAGGGAGCUGGGAACUUGGGUGCUCAAAAUCCUGGCCAAGUGAGGGUUAAACCAUGGCACCAUGGCCACCCUGGCUCUUGUGGUCUUUUGGGGCUGUUCUAGUGUGUGUGUAGAGCACUAUGGCCGCUGGGAGCACUACCUUGGGACAGCCCUUCCAAAAAAACUGCCGGUCUGCAUAGGGGAUUUUGCCCUGUGCCCCUGUGGAUGGGGACUCCGUGCUGCAUCCCAGCAGAUCUCCAUGGCAGGGGCUCACACGUCAGCUCUGCUGUGGGCAGCUGCUUCCCCAACACCCCGCAUGCCCACAGGAGGAUGCUGACCCACCAUGUGUGGAUCCCAUGCUGCAAAUGCUUUCCAGCUCUCUGUGAGAUCUCUUGAUCCCUGCCAUAUGCACCUUCUCUGGGUUGAUGUUUGUUUAUGACAGCUGAUUAUAAAGCUGAUUCUCAGUAGAGUAAGAGCUAAGGGCCCUGUUUGUGAGAGGAGUCCAGGCCAAGAGAAGCCUUUCAAAGUGCAAAACAACUCACACUGGCAGCCCUUCCCUGGAGAUCCCCAUCCCAGGAAACCUGAAAUGCUCAACCCCAUUAGGAAUGAGGGCCAGAGUUAAGGAGGCAGGAACAACACCAGUGGGGCAGCAUGUGGUGGCUCCUGUGCGGAUUAGAGUUCAGGAACAGCUCUGGAAAGAUGAUUCAUUCUUGGAAACUGUGGAAAAGGUAUGGGAAGGCUGUGAGAUUGAGAUUAUUUUUAUUGAUACUGAGGUCAUACUCAAAAAUGAAACUCUGAUGAACAUCACUGCAGCAGCGUAACACUGCAUGUACGUCUCGGUCACUGCAUUAAAAGGGCAAAACCUC
Corvus hawaiiensis (hawaiian crow) is the source of this 4317-nucleotide messenger RNA. It is a transcript of the gene SOWAHD, whose product is annotated as sosondowah ankyrin repeat domain family member D. The record is from RefSeq and is a predicted model, not a curated record. Gene Ontology annotation, molecular function: protein binding. NCBI's taxonomy places the organism in Eukaryota, Metazoa, Chordata, Aves, Passeriformes, Corvidae. The transcript has a single exon. Bases 2404 to 3414 code for a protein of 336 amino acids.